Molecule: messenger RNA, 4391 nt
Organism: Trematomus bernacchii (emerald rockcod)
Lineage: Eukaryota; Metazoa; Chordata; Actinopteri; Perciformes; Nototheniidae
Product: NACHT, LRR and PYD domains-containing protein 12-like
Exons: 9
Coding region: 78-3398 (1106 amino acids)
Molecular function (GO): protein binding
Source: RefSeq, a predicted model, not a curated record
CUGAAGCUGGACCUGAACCUGGACCUGAACCUGAACCCGAAGCUGUACCUGAACCUGAAGCUGGAGUAGGAGAAAAUAUGGCGACACUGAAAGAGAUCCUCUUCAGUACUUUAGAACAAUUGGGGAAAAAGGACUUUGAAGAAUUCAAGUGGCACCUGCAGCAGAAGGUCCUAGGAUUCAAAGGAAUCCCGGAGAGUCGACUAGAGGAUGCAUUGCGGACGCAAACUGUGGACCAUAUGUUUCUGAACUACUGCAUUAAGACUAUUGAAGUGACCAAAUACGUUUUGAAGAAGAUUAAUCGGAAUGAUCUGGUGGACGAAUUAUCAAAAAUCCCAUCAGAACCGACAGAGAUUCUUACUCAGUGCCAAAGGACGCUCAAAUUAAACCUGGAGAAAAGAAUUGAGAAAAUCAUAAAAACGGGUAAUUCAAGACCUCUAAAUGAAAUCUACACGGAGAUCUACAUCACCAAGGGAGAAACUACAGCUGAGGAGCAUGAGGUCAGACAGAUUGAAACAGCAUCCUGGAAACCAGACAGACCAGAAACAACCAUCAGACAAGAAGAACUCUUUAAAGCCUUACCUGGAAGAGAUGCACCAAUCAGAGUGAUGACAAAGGGAGUGGCUGGCAUCGGGAAAACAGUCUUAACACAGAAGUUCACUCUGGACUGGGCUGAAGGCAAAGCCAACCAGGACAUCCAGUUCACAUUUCCAUUACCUUUCAGAGAGCUGAAUAGGCUGAAGAAAAAUUACAGCUUGGUGGAACUUGUUCAUCACUUCUUCACUGAAACCAGAGACGCAGGAAUCUGCAGGUUUGAUCAGUUCUCGGUUGUGUUCAUCUUUGACGGUCUGGAUGAGUGUCGACUUCCUCUGGACUUCCACAACAAUGAGAUCCUGACUGAUGUCACAGAGUCCACCUCAGUUGAUGUGCUGCUGACAAACCUCAUCAGGGGGAAGCUGCUUCCCUCUGCUCGCCUCUGGAUAACCACACGACCUGCAGCAGCCAAUCAGAUCCCUCCUGAGUGUCUGGACAUGGUGACAGAGGUCCGAGGGUUCACUGGCCCACAGAAGGAGGAGUACUUCAGGAAGAGAUUCAGAGAUAAGAAGCAGGCCGACACCAUCAUCUCCCACAUCAAGACCUCACGAAGCCUGCACAUCAUGUGCCACAUCCCAAUCUUCUGCUGGAUCUCUGCUUCAGUUCUGGAGGACAUGUUGAAAACCAGAGAGGGAGGAGAGCUGCCCAAGACCCUGACUGAGAUGUACAUCCACUUCCUGGUGAUUCUAUGCAAACUGAGGAACGUCAAGUAUGAUGGAAAAAGUGAGACAGAUUCCUGGAGUCCAGAGAGCAGGAAGAUGAUGGAGGCUCUGGGAAAACUGGCUUUUGAGCAGCUGCAGAAAGGCAACCUGAUCUUCUAUGAUCACGACCUGACAGACUGUGACAUCAAUAUCACAGAAGCCUCAGUGUACUCAGGAGUGUUCACACAGGUCUUUAGAGAGGAGAAAGGACUGUACACGGACACGGUGUUCUGCUUCGUCCAUCUGAGCGUUCAGGAGUUUCUGGCUGCUCUUCAUGUCCAUCUGACCUUCAUCAACUCUGGAGUCAACCUUCUGGCAGAAGAACCAACAACCUCCCAGCAUUCUGAAGUCAAACCUACACUAACACAUCUCUACCAGAGUGCUGUGGACAAGGCCUUACAGAGUCCAAACGGACACCUGGACUUGUUCCUUCGUUUCCUCCUGGGUCUUUCACUGCAGACCAAUCAGAAACUCCUACAUGGCCUGCUGAAAGAAACAGGAAGUGACUCAGAGAUCAAUCAGAAAACAGUUGAGUACAUCAAGAAGAAGAUAGAUGAAGAUCUGUCUCCGGAGAGAAGCAUCAACCUGUUCCACUGUCUGAAUGAACUGAAUGAUAGUUCUCUAGAGCAGCGGAUCCAAUACUACCUGUGGUCAGGACGUCUCUCCAGAAAUAAUCUGUCUCCUGCUCAGUGGUCAGCUCUGGUCUUCAUCUUACUGUCAUCAGGAAAAGAUCUGGACGUCUUUGACCUGAAGAAAUACUCUGCUUCAGAGAAGGCUCUUCAGAGGCUGCUGCCUGUGGUCAAAGCCUCCAGGAAAGCUCUGCUGAGUGGCUGUAAACUGUCAGAGAGAAGCUGUGAAGCUCUGUCCUCAGUCCUCAGCUCCCAGUCCUCUAGUCUGAGAGAGCUGGACCUGAGUAACAACAACCUGCAUGAUUCAGGAGUGAAGCGGCUGUCUGCUGGACUGAAGAGUCCACACUGUGAACUGGAGACUCUCAGUCUCUCAGGCUGUAUGGUCACAGAGGAAGGCUGUGUUUCUCUGGCUUUAGCUCUGAGCUCCGACACCUCCCAUCUGAGAGAGCUGGACCUGAGUAAUAACGACCUGCAGGAUUCAGGAGUGACGCGGCUGUGUGCUGGACUGGAGAGUCCUCACUGUGAACUGGAGACUCUCAGUCUCUCAGGCUGUAUGGUUACAGAGGAAGGCUGUGUUUCUCUGGCUUCCGCUCUGAGCUCCAACCCCUCCCAUCUGAGAGAGCUGGACCUGAGUAACAACGACCUGCAGGAUUCAGGAGUGAAGCUGCUGUCUGCUGGACUGGAGAGUCCUCACUGUGAACUGGAGACUCUCAGUCUCUCAGGCUGUAUGGUCACAGAGGAAGGCUGUGUUUCUCUGGCUUCAGCUCUGAGCUCCAACCCCUCCCAUCUGAGAGAGCUGGACCUGAGCUACAAUCAUCCAGGAGACUCAGGAGAGAAGCUGCUGUCUGCUGGACGUGAGGAUUCACUCUGGAGACUGGAGACACUCAGGCUGGACCAUGGUGGAGAGCAGAGGUUACAACCAGGUGUGAGGAAGUAUUCCUGUGAACUCACCCUGGACUCAAACACAGUGAAGAGAUACCUCAUACUGUCUGAGGACAACAGGAAGGAGGAGCAGCCAUAUCCUGAUCAUCCAGAGAGGUUUGAGUACUGGCCUCAGCUGAUGUGCAGAGAAGCUCUGACUGGUCGCUGUUACUGGGAGGUCGAGAGGAGAGGAGAGGUUGAUAUAGCAGUGACUUACAGAGGAAUUAGGAGGAAAGGAGACGGAGGGGAAUGUAGGUUUGGAUGGAAUGAUCAGUCCUGGAGACUGAACUGCUCUGGUAGAGGUUACUCUGUCUGGCACAAUGAGAGAGAAACAAACAUCUCCUCCUCCUCCUCCUCCUCCUCCCCCUUCUUCCCCUCCUCCUCUGGUAGAGUAGCAGUGUAUCUGGAUCAUCCUGCUGGCUCUCUCUCCUUCUACAGAGUCUCCUCUGACACACUGACCCACCUCCACACCUUCAGAACCACAUUCACUGAACCUCUCUACGCUGGGUUUGGGUUCUGGUCAGAUGGCUGCUCAGUGUCUCUGUGUCCUCUGUAGGAGGAGACCACUUCCUGUCCUGGGUUUAAGGGUUGCUGUUUUAAAUCUGGCUCACUGAUUGUGUCUUUACUGUCAGAAGUGUUUUUAUCAGAGAGUCUUUCAUUGGGUGAUGAAUCUCUCCUUAUCAGUUCAGUUAUAAGUUGGACAGAUGAAUCAAAAGGUCAAUGAUUGUUGAUUCUUGAAAAUGCUUUAAGAAACUCAACAGCCUUCAUCUCAGCUCUCCAGAGGGUUUACUUUAUUGAGUUAGCAGCUCAUUCCUUCAAACAGAAACUUCAGAGUGAUUAUAAUGGGAGCAGAUAGAAAGAAAGGUGGGCACACAUGAAUACCGUGAUAUAUAUUUGUACAUAUAUAUUGAAGUAGUACAAUAUAUGACAAGUUUAAUCUGUGGGCCAUAUCUCAUUAUACUGUCUGAAUUAGCUGAGGGCCCAAAGUGUUGUUUAAUGUUUAAUAAAAUGGCGGCUAUGUCAACUGUUGAAGAAAGGAAGAAAAUGGAACAAUGUAUUUUAUUAUAUAAAGCUUAAAUAUGUUAAAAACUGUGUUAAACUCUGAAUGCCAUAGUCAUGUAUCGUAUAGUUUAACGCUUUAGCAAUAUAAACAGGAUGUAUAACAGAAAUCCUUACAUGGGUACUUGUAAAGACCUAUGUAGCAAAGUACGCACUUCCUCUUUCCAGGAGAUGAACAUCUGUUAUGCACUUCCUUGCGGGAAGUGAACAUUUAACCAUAAAGCAACAAAGAAGGACACCUGAUGUGACAAACCACGUGAACAAAGAGGAUAUAAGGAGACUGAAGAACAUUUGAAAUCAGUUCCUCUUGAACUCAGUUCUUCUUGCAGAAGACUGAAGAACCCCCGAUACUAACUAGUAGUGGGGCAAACCUAGACGGAGCAGAUAUCAUCUAUAUCUGAGCUAAACGCAGUUCAUUAUAGUGUGUGGUGUUAUAACUUGUGAAACUUUAAAUAAAACGACCUGUUCACACUUGUGAGAGGAAACUAAA